CCCGAUGACGGCAUCGGAGCGCGCCGCGCUGGGGCUCGGAGCCUGACUGCUCCGGGGGAACUGCGCUGACACCCAAGCAGGGCCGGGAGCAGGGUCUGGUGCUCCCUCCCUCAACAUGGGUCUGGAGGCCCAGAAGCUGCCAGGGGCCGAGGAGGCCCCCGUGAGGGUGGCCCUUCGAGUCCGCCCAUUGCUGCCCAAGGAGCUGCUGCAUGGGCACCAGAGCUGCCUGAGGGUGGAGCCGGGGCACGACCGUGUCACCCUGGGCCGAGACCGCCACUUCGGCUUCCAUGUGGUGCUGGAUGAGGACGCUGGGCAGGAGGCUGUGUACCAGGCCUGCGUGCAGCCCCUCCUCGAGGCUUUCUUUGAGGGCUUCAAUGCCACCGUCUUUGCCUAUGGUCAGACAGGCUCUGGAAAGACGUACACCAUGGGGGAGGCCAGUGUGGCCUCCCUCCACGAGGAUGAGCAGGGCAUCAUCCCACGGGCCAUGGCUGAGGCCUUCAAGCUGAUCGAUGAGAACGACCUGCUUGACUGUCUUGUGCAUGUGUCCUACCUGGAAGUGUACAAGGAGGAGUUCCGAGACCUGCUCGAGGUGGGCACCGCCAGCCGUGACAUCCAGCUUCGGGAAGAUGACCGCGGGAAUGUUGUGCUGUGUGGGGUGAAGGAGGUGGACGUGGAGGGCCUGGACGAGGUGCUGAGCCUCCUGGAAAUGGGCAACGCAGCGCGGCACACAGGGGCCACACACCUGAACCACGUCUCCAGCCGCUCACACACGGUCUUCACGGUGACCCUGGAGCAGCGGGGGCGCGCCCCCAGCCGCCUGCCCCGACCCGCCGCGGGCCAGCUGCUCCUCUCCAAGUUCCACUUCGUGGACCUGGCAGGCUCGGAGAGGGUGCUCAAGACGGGCAGCACAGGCGAGCGGCUCAAGGAGAGCAUCCAGAUCAACAGCAGCCUCCUGGCUCUGGGCAACGUCAUCAGCGCCCUGGGUGACCCCCAGCGCCGCGGCAGUUACAUCCCCUACCGGGAUUCCAAGAUCACCCGGAUCCUCAAAGACUCGCUGGGCGGGAAUGCCAAAACGGUGAUGAUCGCCUGCGUCAGCCCCUCCUCCUCCGACUUCGACGAGACCCUCAACACCCUCAAUUACGCCAGCCGCGCCCAGAACAUCCGCAACCGCGCCACCGUCAAUUGGCGGCCCGAGGCCGAGCGCGCGCCCGAGGAGGCGGCGGCCGGUGCGUACCGGGCCCGCACCGACGCCGCCUACAGCCUCCUGCGCGAGCUGCAGGCCGAGCCUGGGCUGCCCGGCGCCGCCGCCCGCAAGGUGCACGACUGGCUGUGCGCCGUCGAAGGCGAGCGGAGCGCCCUGAGCUCCGCCUCCGGGCCCGACAGCGGCAUUGAGAGCGCCUCCGCCGAGGAGCAGGCCGCGCAGGCGCCCGGCGCGCGAAAGGUGGCCAAGGGCCAGGAAGAUGAGGGGGCGCUGCAGCUGCUGGGCCUGCAGAGCCAGGUGGCCCGCCUGGAGGAGGAGAACAGAGAUUUUCUGGCUGCGCUGGAGGACGCCAUGGAGCAGUACAAACUGCAGAGCGACCGUCUGCGUGAGCAGCAGGAGGAGAUGGCGGAGCUGCGGCUGCGGCUAGAGCUGGUGCGCCCUGGCUGGGGAGCCCCAGGGCUCCUGCAGGGCGUGCCUCCUGGGUCCUUUGUGCCCCGGCCUCACACAGCCCCCCUGGGGGCUGCCCACACCCGUGUACUGGGCAUGGUGCCCCCUGCCUGCCUUCCUGAAGAUCAGGUUGGCCCUGAGAAUUGGGGAGAGGUGACAAAUGGCAGGGAAUCUGGAGCCAAGUUGCUGGCGGAGGUAGACAUGCUGGGAAGUGGCUCUUCAGCUGCCUCAGAGGAGGAGGAGGAGAAAGCAGAGGAGGAGGACCUGGCGCGGCGGACCCCGCACCUGCGCAGAAACAGGAUCAGCAAGUGGAGCCAGAGGACAGGGGCCCACCCGGGGAGUCCACCUGACAGGAAGGGUCCAGAGCUUCGCCUGGAGGAGCUGGGUGCAGCAAUCCCGGGGCCCAGAGCAGUUGGUGGAAGCAAGGCCCAGGCUCGGCGCUGCCAGGCCCCUGCUGCCAUGGCCUCUGAGUGGCGGCUGGCCCAAGCCCAGCAGAAGAUCCGGGAGCUGGCCAUCAACAUCCGCAUGAAGGAGGAGCUCAUUGGCGAGCUGGUCCGCACAGGGAAGGCAGCCCAGGCCCUGAACCGCCAGCACAGCCAGCGCAUCCGGGAGCUGGAGCAGGAGGCAGAACGGGUGCGGGCCGAGCUGAGCGAAGGCCAGAGGCAGCUGCGGGAGCUUGAGGGCAAGGAGCCCCAGGACGCUGGUGAGCGGUCCCAGCUCCAGGAGUUCCGCAAGAGGGUCGCUGCCGCCCAGAGCCAGGUGCAGGUGCUGAAGGAGAAGAAGCAGGCGACGGAGCGGCUGGUGUCGCUGUCUGCCCAGAGCGAGAAGCGGCUGCAGGAGCUCGAGAGGAACGUGCAGCUCAUGCGGCAGCAGCAGGGGCGGCUGCAGAGGCGGCUUCGAGAGGAGACGGAGCAGAAGCGGCGCCUGGAGACAGAGAUGAGCAAGCGGCAGCACCGCGUCAAGGAGCUGGAGCUGAAGCACGAGCAGCAGCAGAAGAUCCUGAAGAUCAAGACAGAAGAGAUUGCGGCAUUCCAGAGGAAGCGGCGCAGCGGCAGCAACGGCUCUGUCGUCAGCCUGGAGCAGCAGCAGAAGAUCGAGGAGCAGAAGAAGUGGCUGGACCAGGAGAUGGAGAAGGUCCUGCAGCAGCGGCGGGCCCUGGAGGAGCUGGGGGAGGAGCUCCACAAGCGGGAGGCCAUCCUGGCCAAGAAAGAGGCCCUGAUGCAGGAGAAGACAGGGCUGGAGAGCAAGCGCCUGCGGUCCAGCCAGGCCCUCACCGAGGACAUUGUGCGCGUGUCCAGCCGGCUGGAACACCUGGAGAAGGAGCUCUCCGAGAAGAGCGGGCAGCUGCGGCAGGGCAGUGCCCAGAGCCAGCAGCAGAUCCGUGGGGAGAUUGACACUCUGCGCCAGGAGAAGGACUUGCUGCUGAAGCAGCGCCUGGAGAUCGAUGGCAAGCUGAGGCAGGGCAGCCUGCUGUCGCCCGAGGAGGAGCGGACGCUGUUCCAGCUGGAUGAGGCCAUCGAGGCCCUGGACGCUGCCAUCGAGUACAAGAACGAGGCCAUCACGUGCCGCCAGCGGGUGCUGCGGGCCUCAGCCUCCUUGCUGUCCCAGUGCGAGAUGAACCUCAUGGCCAAGCUCAGCUACCUCUCAUCCUCCGAGACCAGAGCCCUGCUCUGCAAGUACUUUGACAAGGUGGUGACACUCCGAGAGGAGCAGCACCAGCAGCAGAUUGCCUUCUCGGAGCUGGAGAUGCAGCUCGAGGAGCAGCAGAGGCUGGUCUACUGGCUGGAGGUGGCCCUGGAGCGGCAGCGCCUGGAGAUGGACCGCCAGCUGACCCUGCAGCAGAAGGAGCACGAGCAGAACAUCCAGCUCCUCCUCCAGCAGAGUCGAGACCACCUUGGUGAAGGGUUAGCAGACAGCAAGAGGCAGUAUGAGACCAGGAUUCAAGCUCUGGAGAAGGAGCUGGGCCGCCACAUGUGGAUAAACCAGGAACUGAAACAGAAGCUCAGCAGUGUGAAUGCCGCCAGCCAGAGCAGGGGUGGGGAGAAGAGGACCCCGUGCCUGGAGAACAGACAGCCCCCUGGAAAUGAAGAUGAGCUCCACCCAAUGCCUGAGCUUUGGCAGUCCCCACUUGCUGAGGGUGUCCCCCGCGCCCGGGAGGAGAUGCGGGACUUGGUCAACGCCCCGUUACCAUUGACAUGGAAACGCUCGAGCCUGUGUGGCGAGGAGCAGGGUUCUUCUGAGGAGCUGCAGCAGCGGGAGGCCACUGAGUCCCUGGUGGGGCGGGUGCUCCCUGUGGGUGAGGUGGGGCUGCCCUGGAACCUCGGGCCCUUGUCCAAGCCCCGGCGGGAACUGCGGAGAGCCAGCCCAGGGAUGAUCGACGUCAGGAGAAACCCACUGUAGGCUCCUGGGCAGAGCCGCCUGGAGGGAGAGUCCGAGCCUGCUGAAGGUGCCGGGGCCU
Ceratotherium simum simum (southern white rhinoceros) is the source of this 4106-nucleotide messenger RNA. Lineage: Eukaryota; Metazoa; Chordata; Mammalia; Perissodactyla; Rhinocerotidae. The record is from RefSeq and is a predicted model, not a curated record.